This is a messenger RNA of Drosophila obscura, 4558 nucleotides long. RefSeq names its product ubiquitin conjugation factor E4 B (gene Ube4B). The record is from RefSeq and is a predicted model, not a curated record. Gene Ontology annotation, biological process: protein polyubiquitination. The transcript has 9 exons. Lineage: Eukaryota; Metazoa; Arthropoda; Insecta; Diptera; Drosophilidae. Gene Ontology annotation, molecular function: ubiquitin-ubiquitin ligase activity. Bases 545 to 4162 code for a protein of 1205 amino acids. Gene Ontology annotation, cellular component: cytoplasm; ubiquitin ligase complex; nucleus.
CACACUGUUUUGCAGUUCUGUUGUCCAAAAUGGCAAAAUCACAAAAGUUAAAAUUAAAAAUUAAAAUACACUGACGCCUCCGGACGUCUACAGCUCAGGUUUGCUCGUGGAAUACGUAUUGGAUCUGGUAAUUGCCGCGUUGCAAAGGCAUUAUAGAUAGCAAACGCAAGACACACCGUUAACCUUGCCUCAAAUCGGAACAAAAGAAAUUUUUUUUUUUGCGUGGUCACCCGUCAUCGUUGUCGUUCUUGGUCGGUCGUCUGUCGUCGUUCUUGUCGAAAAUCUGCAUUGGAGAGGCAGCAGCAGCGCAGCAGCGAGCGGCACAGCCCCCAGAGCCCAGCAGCAAUAAAAUGCACAUCUAAACAAAUUCAGAUAUAAACAAUUUGUUUUCGAAUUCGAAUUCGUGGCAGCAGCAGGUGAAAGUCUGAUUUCGAGACAGGAGGGCGGAGGAAAAACUACGCAACAAACAAACAGAAACACAGAAGGGAAAACAAAUAGGCAUACACUUUAGGCAACUGCGCAGGAAGGAAGUAAGGAAGGAGCAAUGCCGGAAGAAGAACCGCGCCAGAAGCCCAUGGAGGAGGAAGAAGACGAUGAAGAACUGCAGCCGCUGCAGCAGCAGGAGCAGCCCCAGCAGCCCCCAUUGCUGCCCAAACAGGACCACCAUCCAGAAGAUCAGCCGCCACAAGAGCAGGCGCAGACACCCCCCAUACCCAUAACGCUAUCAGCAGAGGAGAUGCGCGAGCGUCGUCUACGCACGUUGGCCGCCAGAAGCAUCCUACAAACUCCAUUGGCAGCAGCCACCACAGCUCCCAGCCCAGAGAAGGCCUCAAGGAAGCAGACCAAUGUCUCUGGCGAGUCUCGCCUGGUGCGCGAGGCCACGAACAGCGACUCAGAGUCGUCCACCUGGCCGGAUCUGGGCAGCAAAAAUGAUAUGGAUGUCGAAAUGAAGUCCGUGGUGCCCAUGCAGGACGUAGAAAUGGCGCCAGCUCUCAGUCUGCCCAGCGAGGUGGCCACCAAACGCGCUGUGAGACCAGCAAUCGAGACAACCAAAGCGUCCACAGUGAGUCCCGAGCGGGAAUUGGCAAACAAACAGUUGCCAGCCUCCUCAGACGGGGGCAGCUCCUCGCCCAAGAGCGUGGAUGAGCGGAACGAGCAGCUGCUGUCGCGUUUGCUAAAUUGCACAUGGAAUGAGUUUGGCAGCGGCUCCAUUAUAUGUGCCCAAACGGCCAGCUUCCUGGAGCAGCAUCCCAGCAAGCGAUUCGAUUUUGAUUUCAUUGUCUCGAAUGUCCUCAUGGAGACGGCCCUCAAGAUCUACAACGAUGAGCUGGGCGAGGGCAGUGCCUGUCUGGUGGAUGACAUGGAGUUCUCAACGCCCAAAAAGAUCAAAUCGGAUGACACUGAGGUGCAAGAGAUCAUGGCCAAUGCAAUGGCCUCCACAUCGACCAUUGAGGAGGCGCCCACCUCCAGCCAAAGCGAGGCAACGGCCAGCAGCGAUGCCAGCUCGUGUCUGGCCCCAUCAGUGCUGAACAUUGUGACCACCACCAAGCACAGCGUCAUACUCUAUCUGAUGAAGUGCUAUGACAACUAUCAGUCCGAGUGUGUCACAAAGACGGCCGCCAGCCAGCCGGCCCUCCAAUUGGCCUUUGAGAACAUAAUGCGCAUGACGGUGCUCGUGCUGACGGAUCGCAUUCACCAGAAUCUCAACUGGCAAUUGGAUCAGUCGGCUCUGCUGGAGCUCAUGUAUAUGGAGAAGGUGAGCGAGUCCUUCCUGAUCGAUAUUGUGGCCCACACACACGAGGGUCUGGAGGCGUUCGACACCAUCUUUGGCCAGGUGCUGCGUGGCCUAUUCACCGGGAUGCAGCGCAACAUUUGCACAGCAAAAAUCAAUCUACUACAAAUCGAAUGGCUGGCCAAGCUGGUGGUCAUCAAGGUGGGGGCUGUGCGGCCCCUCGCCGAUCUCGUGGCCCGUCAGCCAAAUUUUAUUCCACCGAUUUGCACAAAGAUCUCGGGCCGAGAGAUUGUCAAAUGCAGUUUCCUGGGACCAUUUCUCUCCGUCUCGCUGUUUGCCGAGGAGAAUGUCAAGUUUGCGGAGACCACCAAGAACAAAGUGGAGGAUGCUAUGGCCUCGCGUCUACGUUGGGGACUCCAUGAGAUGCGCACCCAUUUGCACGGCAUCUUCCAUUCGUUGUGCGUGAAUGCCAGCAGCCGUCCAAAGACCCUCGAGUAUAUUGGCAACAUUCUGCGGCGCAACGAGCGUCGUGUGCAGUUUGCCAGCGACGAGAAGCUGCUGGCCCGAGAUGGUUUUGUCAUCAAUCUGAUGAGUGUGCUGCAGCAUCUGUCCGUGAAGAUCAAACUGGAUCGGAUUGAGCCCAACUAUCACUACAUGAAGAACUCCGAAGUCAGCAUCGAACAGGACACAAAGAUACGCUACAACGAGGAGGAGUACAAGAGUUUCGUGGGCCGUGAAUUCAGCGAGCCCGUCAAGGAGAUAAAUUUCCAGACGCAGUGCUGGUUCCUCACCCUCCAGGCCCACCAUUUGGGCUAUAUGCCCGCCAUUCAGCGUUACCGCCAGAAGAUGCGUGCCAUCAAGGAGCUGCAGAAGCUGAUCGACGAGCUGGAUCGCACCAAGCAGCAUUGGGUGAACUCGCGAUAUGCCACGCGCAACAAUCAGUUCAAGGAGCGUUGGGAGAAGCAGCUACGCAAGCUCAAUCGCUCGAAAAACUGCAGUGAAAUCACGCUCCUAGAUCCAGCCCUGCUACAGCGCUGCACGGAGUUCUAUUCGACGGUGUGCGAGUUUAUGCUCUACCAGUUCGAGGGUCGCGCCAUUGUGGGGCCGUUCAUCUCCAAGCUGCCAGUGCAAACGCUGAAGGCCACAGAUGCAUUUUCCGCCCUGCCCGAGUGGUAUAUCGAUGACAUUGCCGAGUUUAUUCUGUUCACCAUGCAGCAUGCCAAUGUGGACAUACGCCAGAGCAUCGAUCAUUCGAUCAUCACAUGGCUGCUGACCUGCGUUUGUGCCUCGCAUCUCAUUAAGAAUCCCUAUGUGACUGCCAAGCUGGUCGAGGUGAUGUUUGUGUUCUCUUUGAAGCCAGCCAACUCGGUGAAUACAGCGAUGUGGAACCAUGAGCUGGCACAGAAUGCCCUGGUCAGCGCACUAAUGAGAUUCUAUGUGGAUGUGGAGACAACGGGUCAAAGCACUGAGUUUUACGAUAAGUUUACCAUAAGAUACCAUAUUAGCCAUCUGUUCAAAUCAAUGUGGGAGAAUCCCAUCCACCGCCAGGCCGUCAUCUGCGAAUCGCGGGUGGGCAAUCAGUUUGUUAAAUUCGUCAAUAUGCUGAUGAACGACACAACGUUCCUGCUGGACGAAUGUUUAGAGAAUCUGAAGCGCAUCCAUCAGACGCAGCAGCUGCUGUCGGACAAGCAGAGCCUCACCAAAAUGACCGCCGAUCAGCAGCAGAGUCGCCUCACCCAACUGGCCACCGAUGAGCGGCAGUGUCGCUCGUAUUUAACGCUCGCACGCGAGACAGUCGAUCUGUUUCACUAUCUGACAAGCGACAUCAAGGAGCCUUUUAUGCGCGCCGAGCUGGUGGAUCGACUCAGUUCAAUGUUGAAUUUCAAUUUGAAGCAGUUAGCCGGCCCCAAAUGCAACGACCUGAAGGUUAAGAAUCCGGCAAAGUACGGCUGGGAGCCGCGCAGUUUGCUGGCCCAAAUCUUCGAUAUAUAUCUCCACCUGGACUGUGAUAGAUUCGCCGAGGCACUGGCCGCCGACGAGCGCUCCUUCGAUGUGCACAUAUGCAAUGAGGCGGCGUCGAGAAUCAAGCGCCUGGCGCUACGCUCAGCCGUCGAGGUGGAGCGCUUCAAGGCGCUCACACAGCGAGCCCACGAAAUCUACGUAACCAACCAACAGACUGAAGAUGAAUGCGCUGAUGCCCCCGAUGAGUUCAAGGAUCCGCUGAUGGAUACUUUGAUGUCGGAUCCUGUGGUGCUGCCAUCGGGCACUGUCAUGGACCGGGCCAUCAUCACACGCCAUCUAUUAAAUAGCUGCACGGAUCCGUUCAACCGACAGCCGCUCACCGAGGAUAUGCUGGUGGCCAACUUAGAGCUGAAGCACCGCAUCGAGGCCUGGCGCAAGGAGCAGCGCGGCAAGCGGAAUAAUAGAUAAGCGGCCCCUCCCCCCAAAAAACUAUCCCUAGGACCUAGAUUAAUGUGCAGUUUUAGUGUCUAUAAUGCCUACCUUCUAUAAUUGUACACAUAAUAUAAUUAAUUAUUCAUGUGCUGGAGAUAAUUACGAUUUUGUGCGAAUUCACAAUUUAUCUAUACCAAUAAUUCCUGAAUCCUGAAUCGGAUCGGGAUUCCGCUGGAACAAACAAAAAGGAAAAUUGUUUCCCAAAAACAGUAGUGAUGUGAGAGCAUCGAUAGCCACAAUUAUCAAACACACGACUGUAAUUGUUUUCAAAUCGUUUCGCGGGUUUUUUGUGGUUUUUUUUUUUGUGAUGAUUUUUACAAAAUUGGAAUUUAUUUGCAAUUGAAUUCACAAAUAAAAAGAUAAUGAAGCGUA